AUGACCAGCUCCACCGUCACCUACGUGGGCCAUAUCUCGCAGGCCAACUACGCCGCCGCCAACGCGGUGCUGGACAACCUGGCGCGACAGCGCGUCCGUCUCGGCCUGCCGGUGGCCACCGUGUCACUAGGACCCAUCAAGGGCGUGGGGACACUCAACCGCAAGCCCGAAUACUCAGAGAACCUUCUCCGGUCCGGACUGAUCGAGGCCGAAGACGGAGGAACCGCCGGCGAUGCGGCCGCGGAUGUCAACGCCGACGACCGCGACAGGGCCAUGAUUGUCCUGGCUGAGGCUGUCGCUCAGCGUCUGGCCAAGCUCCUUUUCAUCCCGCUCGAGGACAUCGACAUCAGUCGCCCCUUCUCGCACUUUGGCCUCGACAGCAUGUCCGGCAGCGAGCUCAUCCAUUGGCUGAGCCAGAGGUUCGGCCUGGGCAUGUCGUUCUUGCAGCUCCUGGCCCCUUCCUGUACCCCCAAGUCGCUGGGAGGGAGCAUCUUUGAUACCAUUGCCAAGGCAAAGGUUGUUGCGGCAGAGGUGGCGGCGACGGUUGUUACGAUCCCUGAGAAGGAGGGUCGGACUCAUGCAGCCAUGCGAAGAGCGAUUGCCGACCCUCAACCCGUCAUGCACUCCUACGUAUGCACCGUCAUCAAUCGCAAUGGCGAGCAACUGUAUUCGCUGACCGAGGGCACAAUGUCCAAAGAUGGCGGCACCCCCGCAGACUUUGACGGGGUGUAUGGGAUGGCGUCUCUCUCCAAGCUCAUGACAACCGUCGCCAUAAUGCAGUGCGUGGAGCGCGGCCAGAUCUCCCUCGACGAUGACGUGGCCCCGAUCCUGCCGGACUUGUGUUCGCUCCCGGUGCUCGACGGGGUCGACGCCGAAGGACAAUGUCGGACGAAACCUCGAACCAAGCCCAUCACGAUGCGGUUACUGAUGAGCCAUCAGAGCGGCUGCGGAUACCACGAGAGUCCGGGGCUGCCCCGAUGGGGACGGCAGAACGGCCAGACGAGCAGCACCUUUGACAGUGACUUUGAAGCAAUGAAGACCUACCCGCUCAUCUUCGAGCCAGGCGAAGGCUGGAUGUACGGCUCCGGCUUCGACUGGGCAGGGGAGUACAUCGCGCGGAUCAACCACACGACACUGGAGGAAUUGAUGCGCGUCAACAUCUGGGAACCUCUCGGAAUGGACUCGACGACCUUCCACCCGGAGCGACACCCGGGCAUGAUGGACCGGAUCGUGCCCAUGUACGAGCGCACCAACGACCAAGGCCUCGCACCACGGGGACCGCUCUCGCACAUCCCAGCCCGGCACGACUGCGGCGGCCACGGCAUAUGGUCGACGCCCCGCGACUGGACGCGGUUCCUGGGCAUGGUUCUUGCGGACGGAGCCCCCCUUCUCUCGCCCGCCAGCAUGGACGAGAUCUUCCGACCACAGACGGCCGACGUCCCCGAGCUGCAGGCCCUCUUGUCUGGCCCGCUGCGCGCAUCCCUGCUCUCGACGGUGGCUAUGGAGGCCGGUGCGAUUGAGAUCGCCUUCGGGGGGCCGCUCUACAUGGACGCUGUGCCUGGGAGACGCUCCGCCGGAUCCUUGCAGUGGGCCGGCCGUCCGAAUAUGUUUUGGUGGAUUGACCGCGCCAAGGGCGUCGCUGCUACUACCUUCACCCAGGUCAUUUCUCCUGCUGAUACCCGGUUCGCGGCGUUGACUAGUGCGUUGGAGAGGGCGGUAUAUGCGGAACUGGUGUGA
Molecule: messenger RNA, 1737 nt
Organism: Aspergillus heteromorphus CBS 117.55
Lineage: Eukaryota; Fungi; Ascomycota; Eurotiomycetes; Eurotiales; Aspergillaceae
Product: beta-lactamase/transpeptidase-like protein
Exons: 5
Coding region: 1-1737 (578 amino acids)
Molecular function (GO): phosphopantetheine binding
Source: RefSeq, a predicted model, not a curated record